Messenger RNA from Daphnia pulicaria, 1571 nucleotides. RefSeq names its product polyadenylate-binding protein-interacting protein 1-like (gene Paip1). Gene Ontology annotation, biological process: regulation of translational initiation. The transcript has 8 exons. Lineage: Eukaryota; Metazoa; Arthropoda; Branchiopoda; Diplostraca; Daphniidae. Gene Ontology annotation, molecular function: protein binding; RNA binding; translation activator activity. The record is from RefSeq and is a predicted model, not a curated record. The coding region runs from base 169 to 1452 and encodes 427 amino acids.
UUUUGGCAACACAGCACUUCGCGUCGAAUCGCAGAUGUAGAGUAGUCUGCUUUUGUUAAUGUCGUCGUUCUAGUGUCUUCAAUAAACUAGACUAAAGUUCACCUCACCAGCAAGUGCUUCCUGAAACUGUUUCACUUUACCCAAAAGAAUUAGAGUUUCACCUCCACCAUGGAAUCCCUUUCUCCCACAGAACGGGAUAUAGGGAAUGGAUCAAAUCCUGCUGAAAAAAGUAAUCAUUCUCUUCAGCAGCAGAAUCCUCUAGCAGAACAUUCCUCUCAGAGACAAUCAGGAGAUGGUUCAGAAAGCAACAGUUUGGUUACAGAUUCCUUGUCUACCUUAUCCAUCAGGGCUGAACCUUUUAAAAGCACUUCAUUUGAUCAAUCAGCAGCCACUCAGCUCUCUGUAUUUGCAAAAGAAUUUGUUCCAAAAGCAUUUCCAACAACAUCUUACACAGAGAGCUAUCAAACAUAUGUGGAUACAGAAUAUCAUGAACAGACUACAGAGUUAGCUCCUGCAGAUUCUGAAAGAAGUGAUCCAUUAUUAGAUUAUGCUUUCCAAGUGUUGUAUGAAAUAACAUAUAGUCCUGGUCACUUCACACAUUUGUGUGAUCAACUCAUCUCUAACCUGAACAGUUGGCCAGCUUUGGAUGAAAGUAUGCUGCAGAUAUUAGUGGAUGAAAUCGUCGCUCUAGCUAUUCGUGAACCUAAUUUCCGGUAUAACGGCGCAAGGCUUUGUAAUUCAAUCACUCGAGGACUGCGAUUUUCCGGUCCUACUUCUCCCGAUUUUCGAUCUACUCUUUUUAACAGAUGUCGAAUAAUCCAUGAUGAUCGAAAAAACCUGAUGCAAAGCGAUGCAGAGUAUUUGAGGGGAUUUGCUUUAUUUAUGAGCGAACUCUUUGUGCACAUGAAUCAGAAAGAUGCAUCCAGCAGAUUCCGCGUUUUAGGAAGAGCCGUUCGGGAGCUAUUGCUGACUCUUCUAGAACAUCCAACUCCUGGUAACGUCAAAUGUGUCUGUCAAAUUCUGAAGUUAUCAGGCUCUUACCUUGAAGACGAUGAUCGUGAAGCUAAUAAAGGAAAAACCACCGAAAUGGAUCAACUGAUGGCGAAGAUUGAAACAGUCGGUCGCACAGUUGAAAUGCAAAUGCAUAUGAAAGAUCUUCUUCUGAACAUGAUUGAGUUGAGAGGCAGUGACUGGGGUCGGGCACCGAGCUCCCCAGUGACUCGUGAAAGUCACACUGCAAGUAGUCAGCUCCCCAACCAUCAAAUGGGUGUGUAUUAUGGCCCUGACGGUCAAGCUCUAACUGCUGAGGAAACUGAGUUUCUUGACCAAGGAAUCAAUCGCCAUGAUGAGGAUGAAGAAUACGAGUAUGCGUAUGAAGAAGAUACUGGAAUGGAUGAUGAGAUGGCUGAGGCAUUUGAAAAAUUUCUCAUGAUGCAAGACGCUUUGAAAUAAAAUUCAGUAUACCGAUCAUGUUUUAAGGACCAUUUCGAAUGUGUAAUUAUUAUGUUGCUGUCACCUUUGCUGAUACAUCAAAGUAGGGAGAAAUAAUAAAGUUAAUACCCCUCCCCAAA